This is a messenger RNA of Cuscuta epithymum, 5699 nucleotides long. NCBI's taxonomy places the organism in Eukaryota, Viridiplantae, Streptophyta, Magnoliopsida, Solanales, Convolvulaceae. The record is from the annotation of a GenBank genome assembly.
CUUUUAGUCCGCCGGCUGAAGUUGGACAUAUUUGAUCGAAAACACUGUUUCAACAGCAGAAUCUGGAAAUCUUUUCGAUUGGCCAAGGUAAGACUGGCAGGGAGAAACCAUGUUGAGAGCUCCUACUCCGAACAGCCUCUCGAAUCACCCGACACCGGAAAACGAAUCUACUUCACAACAGCCGACAACGCCGCCGCAACAGCUACUUUCACAGCAGCUGAGGUCUUCAUCUUUAGCUUCCAGGAGUCAUCAACUCCAUCCUGCCAGACCUGCUAUGAUCGAUCUUUUUAACCUCUACUUAGGAGUGAAUGCACGGAACAAGCAGGAUGAGGCAACCCGAGAACCUCCGAACAAGGCACAAAAGAGAGUUACUGCUCUAAACAGGGAGUUUCCUCCCCAAAAUGAACAAUUCCUUAUAGAUUUUGAGCAACUGCAGAGCCAAUUUACUGACCAAGAACAAUUGCAUGCUGUGACAGAAUCUGUUCUCAUAUCUUUGGUUAUUCAGUGUAGUAGCCAUGCUCCCCGAGCAGAAUUCCUCCUCUUCGCUAUACAUGGCCUGUGUAGCAUAGGGUACAUAAACUGGGAUACUUUCUUUCCAUCUCUUCUUUCUUCAGUUUCAUCAGCAGACAUGUGUGUUGGUCAGGGGAGUCAACUUGCUGGUACUGGACCAUCUUCUGCUUUAUCACAUUCUGUGAUGCUGUCCAAUUCCAUUACAGUAACUAAUACCUCCAAUUUUCCGUCAUCAAAUCCUGCAUCUCCUUUACCAAAGAUCCAUGGUAUUGGAUCUCCUGUGCAGCCGGCAGCUGAAACAUCACUUUGUGUCACUUUGUCCGCUAUGAAGUCAUCUGAUGUUAGUGCCGCAGGUCAACAGUCUAUGGCAAGAGCAAAUUUCUCCCUAUGGGACAAUGCACUUACUAGCCUGCAACUAUUGUGUUACAAAAUAAUUCUAACUGGUUUGGAAUCUAAUUUGAAGCCUGCAACACAUGCUGAUAUUUUGCAUCACAUGUUGAAUUGGCUGAUUAGCUGGGACCAAAAAAAUGAGAUGGAUGGCUUUGAUGGGUCAAAACACUGCAAACUUGACAAGGCUCACAUUGAGUGGCUACACAGUUGCUUAGAUGUGAUAUGGUUGCUUGUUGAGGAUGACAAAUGUCGUGUACCUUUUUAUGAACUUCUCCGAAGUGGGCUGCAAUUUAUAGAAAAUAUACCUGAUGAUGAGGCAUUGUUCACUCUUAUUUUAGAGAUCCACCGGAGGAGGGAUAUGAUGGCUAUGCACAUGCAAAUGUUAGAUCAACACCUUCACUGCCCAACAUUUGGCACUCCAAGACUUUUGCCUCAGGGAACCUCAAAUAUGCCUUGUGAACAGGUGACUCACAUGAGAUACUCGCCGAUUACAUACCCCAGUGUGCUAGGAGAACCGCUACAUGGAGAGGAUCUUGCUGUUUCUAUCCAAAGAGGAAGUCUGGAUUGGGAGAGAGCUGUGCGAUGUCUAAGACAUGCUCUUCGCAGCACUCCAUCACCAGACUGGUGGAGGCGUGUACUUCUUCUGGCACCUUGUCACAGACCUAGUGGACAGGCUCUGACUCCUGGUGCAGUAUUCACAUCUGAAAUGAUCUGUGAGGCAACAAUUGAAAGGAUUGUUGAGUUGUUAAAGCUGACUAAUUCAGAAACGAAUUGCUGGCAGGAGUGGCUCAUAUUUUCUGAUGUAUUCUAUUUUCUUAUGAAAAGUGGAUGCAUUGAUUUUGUUGACUUUGUGGACAAGCUAGUAUUACGGCUCCAGGAAGAUGAUCAACAUAUACUUAGGACUAAUCAUGUCACAUGGCUGCUGGCACAAAUUAUUCGGGUUGAGCUAGUGAUAAAUGCUUUGAACCUGGACUCAAGAAAGGUUGUGUUACAUGGGUUUAAGGGUGGAGACAACAAAAAAAAUUGUGUCGUUUCAUAAAGAUGAGAAAAGCUGUGACCCUAAUAGCCCCCAAAGUAUCCUCCUUGACUUUAUAAGCAGUUGUCAGAACUUGCGGAUUUGGUCACUCAAUACAUCAACUAGAGAGUAUCUGAACAAUGAGCAACUUCAAAAGGGAAAGCAAAUAGAUGAAUGGUGGAAGCAAGUGAGUAAAGAAAUGCCUGCUAGGUGACUGUUGUAAGUCAUUUCAUGCAUAACCUGAGAAAGAUUCAUCUGCAUGCAGCCAGCCUAGUUCUCCAUCACUUAAAAACACAUCUAGUGAUGUGGUCUUGUUGGAAUGGGAAUUGAAUGUUCUUUUGAGGGUACAUGUACUCCCCAGUCUCAUGGGCAGGAAGUCAAUAACAGGUUAUGACCUUUUUCCUAGAAGAUAUAAUAUCUUUUGAGGGUACAUGUACUCCCUAGUCUCACGGACUGUAUCACUGGUUGCAAGCACAAUGUAGUGGUUGCGGUAGUGGCUAUAACUGCAUUGGGGCAUGAUUGUGAUAUGAAAGAAAAAAACAGGUUAUGGAUGCAUUCUGAUGGCGUUGGUCGCAACUGUGACCUUUGUUUAUAACCCGGAACGCAUGAUGGAUUAUAUGAAUUUGGAUGAUAGAUCAAUUGGGAUGUUUUGGGUUGUAUCUUACACAAUGGCACAGCCUGCUUGUGAAACGGUGAUGAAUUGGUUAACUUCAGCUGGUUUUACAGAGUUAUUAACUGGACCAAAUGUGCAGUCCACUGAGAGAAUAAUGAUGAUGCGUGAAGUUGUCCCAUUGCCAAUAUCAUUGCUCUCAGGGUUUUCUAUAAAUUUGUGCAUGAAACUUGCUCUUCAGAUGGAGGAUUGUAUGUUUUCCGGACAGGUACCUAGCAUUGCUAUGGUUGAAACAUAUUGUAGGUUGCUGCUCAUAUCUCCUCAUUCACUAUUUCGCUCCCACUUAAAUCACCUGACACAGAGAAACCAAGCCACCUUAACCAGGCCUGGGAAUACCAUAUUGGUUUUUGAAAUUCUCAACUAUCGCUUACUUCCUCUGUACAGAUACCAAAGGAAAAGCAAGACAUUAAUGUAUGAUGUCACCAAAAUGAUAUCUACAUUAAAGGGAAAACGUGGUGAUCAUCGAAUUUUCAGAUUAGCUGAAAAUCUGUGCAUGAAUCUUAUUUUAUCAAUGAGAGAUUUUUUCUUUGUGAAGAGAGAAGGCAAGGGUCCAACAGACUUCACUGAGACUUUGAAUCGCAUAACCGUUACAACUCUUGCAGUCAUUAUUAAAACUCGUGGAAUUGCAGAUUUUGAGCACCUACUCUAUCUACAAACAAUGUUGGAACAAAUAUUGUCAACUAGUCAGCAGUCUUGGUCGGAGAAAACACUUAGAUACUUCCCAUCUAUCUUACGUGAUGCAUUGAAUGACCGAAUGGAUAGGAGUGGCCAAAUGGAUAAAAGAACACUUGCUAUUCAAGCAUGGCAACAGUCCGAAACAGCUGUAAUUCAUCAAUGCACCCAGCUACUUUCAACAUCAGCUGAUCCAACAUAUGUUGUUACAUACCUUAAUCACAGUUUUCCUAUGCACCGCCAAUAUCUUUGUGCUGGUGCAUGGAUACUAAUGCAUGGGCAUCCUGAGAAUAUCAACAGUGGGAACCUGGGACGUGCAUUGAGAGAGUUUUCUCCUGAAGAGGUUACCCUCAAUAUAUACACGAUGGUUGAUGUUCUGCUUCAUCAUAUUCAUUUGGAACUGCAGCGAGGACAUCCUUUGCAGGAUCUUAUGGUAAAAACAGUUUCCAAUCUUUCAUAUUUUAUCUGGACCCAUGAGCUGCUUCCUUUGGACAUCUUGUUGCUUGCACUUAUUGAUCGUGAUGAUGAUCCACAUGCUUUGCGCAUUGUGAUUAAUUUACUUGAUUCUAAGGAGCUUCAACAAAAAGUGAAACUGUACCUUGUAAAUCGCGGUCCACCAGAGAAUUGGGCACAAACUGUACCUUUCAAGCGUGCUGACUUGCAGAAAGCUCUUGGAAGUCAUCUCUCUUGGAAGGAGAGGUAUCCAACAUUCUUUGAUGACAUUGCGGCACGCUUGCUUCCAGUCAUCCCCCUAAUCAUCUAUAGAUUUAUUGAAAAUGAUGCUAUGGAUGCAGCUGAUAGAGUCCUGCAAAUUUAUGCUUCCUUUCUCCAUUACUAUCCUCUAAAUUUUACAUUUGUUCGCGAUAUUCUUGCAUAUUUUUACGGCCAUCUUCCUGGGAAGCUAAUACUUCGUAUAUUAAAUGUGUUGGGUAAAAAGGUUCCUUUUUCUGAGCCAUUUCUUCAGCACAUUAACUCAACUAAUGCAUCAAUGUGCCCUCCAUUGGAUUACUUUGCCACCCUUUUAUUGGGUUUGGUAAAUCAUGUUAUUCCUCCUCUAAUUAGCUCAUCCAGAUCUCCACAAGCGGGAGAUGUCUCAAGCAGCUUUGGCCGUGCUCCACCUACCAAGGUACAUUUAAGUUCUCAACCUGGAUUAACAAAUACUUGUGAAGGCCAGAAACCUUUUUACCAACUUCAAGACCCUGGGACGUACACCCAACUGGUGCUUGAAACAGCCGUAGUUGAGAUACUCUCUUUUCCUGUUUCUGCAUCCCAAAUUGUUUCUUCACUCGUUCAAAUUGUUCUUCAUAUACAACCAACACUUGUUCAAUCAAGCAAUGGCCUACAUGGAACUCCUAGCAAUGUUGGACAGUGCUCACUUUUGCCUACUUCUCCCUCUGGAGGGAGCACUGAUUCACUUGGUGCUACCAGGGCAGCCUCUUCUGUUCCUGGUACAAAUGCUUCUGUUUUUGUGUGGCGAACUGGUUAUACAUGCCAGCAGUUAUCGUGCUUGUUGAUCCAAGCAUGUGGUCUUCUUUUAGCUCAACUCCCUCCAGAGUUUCAUGUGCAACUAUAUUUAGAGGCUGCACGUGUGAUAAAAGAGAGUUGGUGGCUCACUGAUGGACAAAGGUCUGUUGGUGAACUAGAAUCUGCUCUUAGCUAUGCACUUUUAGAUCCCACAUGGGCUGCCCAGGAUAAUACUUCAACAACCAUUGGUAAUAUUGUUGCACUCCUACAUGCGUUCUUCAGUAACCUUCCACAGGAAUGGCUUGAGGGAGCACAUCUCAUUAUUAAACAUUUGAGACCUGUGACGUCUGUGGCUGUGCUGAGGAUAUCCUUUCGUAUUAUGGGUCCUUUACUACCUCGAUUGACAAAUGCUCAUCCUCUUUUCAAUAAGACACUGUCACUGCUUUUAAAUGUACUGGUGGAUGUCUUUGGGAGGAGCACACAGCCACCAGCUCCUGUUGAGGCUUCAGAUAUAGCUGAUAUCAUUGACUUCCUGCAUCAUGUGAUCCAUUAUGAGGGGCAAGGAGGGCCGGUUCAAGCAAGCAGCAGACCUAGAGCUGAAGUCCUUGCUCUAUGCGGAAGGGCAGUCGAAAGCUUACGCCCAGAUGUGCAGCAUCUUCUUUCUCAUUUGAAGACUGAUGCAAAUUCAUCUAUUUAUGGGGCAGCGCACCUAAAGUCUGUUCAAAACUCCUCUUAGUUUCUUUUUUAUCUUACGUAAAUACGUAAUAAUAGAAGGUGAUGACUCCUACAUUGGGUUUGUACCCCUGCAUCUUACAACAUUAUCGGGAUAUUUCAUAGCUCGGUCUUGACAAGAAAGUCAAUUGUUUUGCUACUAAAUAUAGUCAUUAUUGCCUUGGUUGUGUAGGUAUAAUAUUUGGCACAAUUUUGCUGCUUAAAGUAUCACACUCUGCAUUAGUGGCUGCUUAUAGUUGUAUUAUU